UUCAAUUUCAGACUUACCACUGUUGAACUUGCAUUGAUAACUUCAUAGGGAGACUGCCGUCCACACAUCAAGGAUGGAGAGGGUACAAUUUCAGCAGGAGCAGAUGCUUGCAGAGCUCAAGGAUCUCGUGCAAAAAAGUUUGUUCAACCAAUCUGAGGUUAAACAGAUUGUGAAAAAACGUACACAGUUCGAAACCGCACUUGUCCGUCGCAUCCCAAAAAAGAGUGACUUCCUGCGAUACGCGGCGUAUGAGAUGAACCUGGAGCAGCUGAGGCGGAAGCGCGUGGAGAGACUGAAACUUGAAAAGACCGCGUCGUCAAUAUCAGAUUAUGCUCUUGUUCGCAGACAAUUCCAGAUAUUUGAACGUGCGCUCAGGAAAUUCAAGUCGGACGUAGGAUUGUGGAUACAGUAUAUCCAAGUUGCAAAACGUGAGGGGGCUCGUUCACUAGUGGGGCGCAUAACAGCCAGGGCCCUCCAGCUCCAUCCAAGAACACCUGCAUUAUAUAUCAUCGCUGCCUCUCACGAACUUAACCACAUGUCCCCUUCCGCGGCACGCGCCCUCCUUCAGCGUGGUCUUCGACUCAAUGCAGAUAGCGUUGAUAUGUGGAGAGAGUACGUGCGAAUGGAAAUGGGUUUCGUCGAAGGGAUGAGACGAAGGUGGACUGUGCUGGGAAUUCAUGAGGAAGAUCACCCUAUUGCUGAGGCAGAGACAACUGCCGAGGAAGAUACGGCGCCACUAACCCCAGAAGAGAUAGCGGCUGAGAAAGGAGGUGACGAAGGCGAGAGGGCACGGCAAGCCAUUAUGGAUGGUGCUAUUGUCAAGUCCGUGAUUUUGAGCGCUGCAAAAGCUCUGCCUAGUAUAAAUUUAUUUUCAGCUCUCGAGGUCCUAAUUCGUUCAUAUCCUAGCCAAGAGCGCCUUCGCACGGCCCUUCUUGAUCAUCUAUAUAGUGUUCUUAAAGACACACUACAGGGCGACCCUCACGCGGUGAAAAUGCUGGCGACAAGAAAACUUCGAGAACUUACAUCUCAGGAGAAUGAUGAUGAUUCUGUCAUGGCCGAAGGCGAAGAAUUCAUCGAAGCCCUUCAAGCUGCAAAUGAGUCUUUCUCCGCGGCUGUUGGCGCCGGGAGCACGAACGCCUCUGGCAUGGCUGAUGUCUAUGUUGAAUUUAUAGAGGAGUGGUGCAAAUUGCCCACGCUGGAUCCGAAUUUACGCAUAUAUCUUAUAGCUUCCCUCCGGAAACUUGCUCGACAGCCGAACGCGCCACCUUUAUUACAGGCUGCACACAUGCGACUGACAUCGCCUUCCAAGGAGGCUCUUUAGCUUGCACGUAGCUAUACCGCAGCAUAAAAUCACUGUAUUGCGCUGUGGUCCAAGUGGAACCGGACUUAUGGAGAGUAUGGACGAGACCG
Molecule: messenger RNA, 1410 nt
Organism: Suillus subalutaceus
Lineage: Eukaryota; Fungi; Basidiomycota; Agaricomycetes; Boletales; Suillaceae
Product: U3 small nucleolar RNA-associated protein 6-domain-containing protein
Exons: 7
Coding region: 74-1321 (415 amino acids)
Biological process (GO): maturation of SSU-rRNA from tricistronic rRNA transcript (SSU-rRNA, 5.8S rRNA, LSU-rRNA)
Cellular component (GO): Pwp2p-containing subcomplex of 90S preribosome; small-subunit processome
Molecular function (GO): snoRNA binding; protein binding
Source: RefSeq, a predicted model, not a curated record